Papilio machaon (common yellow swallowtail) is the source of this 1099-nucleotide messenger RNA. RefSeq names its product probable RNA polymerase II nuclear localization protein SLC7A6OS (gene fs(2)ltoPP43). The record is from RefSeq and is a predicted model, not a curated record. Gene Ontology annotation, biological process: developmental process. The transcript has 4 exons. The coding region runs from base 111 to 1061 and encodes 316 amino acids. Lineage: Eukaryota; Metazoa; Arthropoda; Insecta; Lepidoptera; Papilionidae.
AUUUUGUAGUGUGCGUUUGCGGCGCGGUAUGUUUUCAAUGAACAAAACAGAAAUCGUUUUAAAUCCUUAUUAAAUUCGAAGACCAAAGAGACGUAAAAUAUCUUUACAUCAUGUCUACUUCUACGAUUCUACGAGUUAAAAGAAGAUUGGAGGAAAAUCCCCAGGAUGCUUUAGUACUUCUAUGUAAACGAUUAAAAACCGACAGUGAAGAGAUUUCGCCCUCUUUAUUUGUUUUUAGGGGCACAGUUGAUAAUCAGGAACACAUACUUGUAAAAGAUUUGGUACCUAAAGAGGAUUUAAAACAAAAAUCUAUAUCAAAUGUGACAGAUAUCAUUCAAAAGAUGCGGAAGGAAAGAAAAGAUGUGUCAACAGAGAACCGUUAUGAAGUAGUCAAUUGUCGUAGAGGCCUUAAAGAAGACACCGGAAGCACUGAAGAUUUGUUUGAUUUGGUAGAUUUAGCUAGGGCAGGUGAAAAAGAAAAAGACACUGGUUAUAUAUAUGACUUAUACACUUCUGCUAAGCCAGAUUUUGAUGUUUCUAUGUUGGAUAACUUAGUCAGUAUUGAAAAUUAUGAGACGGCUCUAGUUUUUGACUCAUACAGAGAGAAUGGUGAAGCACCAUCUGAUGAUGGGGCUGAUGAUGAUGAUGACUCCAAUGAUGAGAACAACUGGAGAAAUGACUAUCCAGACUCGGAGGUGAGCAGUAUCAAUGAAGAAGAUAUGAUUAAGGCGAUGGAAAAUUGUGACAUAGAGGAUGAUCUCUCAAGUGAUACAGGUGAGGAUAAAAUCUAUGAUGAUCCACCAGAUUUGUUUAAUGAAGAUGUCAAGAAUUUUGGAUCAGCAUAUGCCAAAUAUAAAGCUCGUGUCAUGACUGAAGAGAAUGGUCUACCAGAUAACAGAAGUCUUAUACAUUGCAGUAGGAUAAAAGACCUAGAUGAAGAGUCAAUCGAGGGUUACAAAGAGGAUAGUGAUGACGGUUUCUACUACGGACAAGAACAAGAUUCAGAACAGUUCAAAGAACAAUACGGUGAUGAGUCGUCAGACGAGUACAGUCCUGAUUGAAAUUGUUUUGUUACAUUUAAUUUUAUGUUUUUUUGUAU